This is a messenger RNA of Gadus morhua (Atlantic cod), 3087 nucleotides long. RefSeq names its product putative pre-mRNA-splicing factor ATP-dependent RNA helicase DHX32. The record is from RefSeq and is a predicted model, not a curated record. The coding region runs from base 315 to 2537 and encodes 740 amino acids. The transcript has 12 exons. Gene Ontology annotation, cellular component: intracellular anatomical structure; spliceosomal complex. Gene Ontology annotation, molecular function: helicase activity; RNA binding. Lineage: Eukaryota; Metazoa; Chordata; Actinopteri; Gadiformes; Gadidae.
UAUCAGAAUGGCCGUCCGUCUAGCCUCAACGGACGGGUCUUCCUCUAUGUCGUGUUGUCCCAUAGAUCCCACGCAGCUCAUCUGGGGCUUAGUGACCACAUGACCGCGCCUGGCGCGUCUGUCAUUUCGUUCAGCGCAUUGUUUUGUUCCGUUCGCAAUUCGUGUCCCCCCAUAUGGGAAACGAUCACCUCUAUAAUUGUGUUAUAAUUUUUCGUAGCUUUUUUUCACUGUUUUUCCUGUGUUGUAUUUGAUAGGUUGUUUCUUGUUCAAUGAGUAAAUUCCGUUCAUAGUUUUAUUAUAACCCGUCAGCGACUAUGGCGCAGGACAUCAGCAGUACACCUGCCGAGGAGCGACCCGGAGGAGGCGUGGAGGGAGAUUUAGACAUGGACUCCGUUAGUCCGUCGGACAGUGAAUUUGACGACGUGUUGGAGAUCAACCCGUUCGACGGAUUGCCCUACUCCUCGAGGUUUUACACGUUGCUCAAGGAGAGGACGGAUCUGCCGGUUUGGAAAGCUAAGAGUUACUUCAUGGACUGCUUAUCCAGCAACCAGUUUGUCAUAGUGAGUGGGUCUGCCAAGACCGGUAGAAGUUCUCAAAUACCCCAGUGGUGUACAGAGCUGAGCCUGGCGGAGCGUUACGAUCGCGGUAUGGUGGUGUGUACUGAGACUAGCGGCCAGCAGGCGGUGGACUUGGCCCUUAGAGUGGCCGACGAGAUGGACGUCAACAUUGGCCAUGAGGUGGGCUACAGCGUACCCCAGGAGACAUGCUGCUCUGGGGACACCGUGCUCAGGUUCUGUACAGACAGCAUGCUACUGAGGGAGAUGAAGGCGGACCCCCAGCUGAGGCGCUACGGUGUGGUGGUGGUGGACCAGGCCCACCAGAGGACCCUGGCCACCGACCUGCUCUUGGGCCUGCUCAGGGACGUGGGCAGGCGGAGGCCGGAGCUCCGGAUGGUGCUCCUCACCUCUAGCCACCCUGGACCCAGGCUGCUGGGCCACUACCACGCUGGCUCCACCCCCAGCUCAGUGGUGGGGCCGCACAUCCAGCUGGAGAGCCCCGCUGGGGGGGAGGUGGUGUUCAGUGGAGGUGGUGAUUACUUCUGCUCCUCUGUGCGUCUGGUUCUGGAGAUCCACCACUCCAAAGAGGAGGGCGACGUGGUUGUGUUCCUGGUCACUGCACAGGAGCUGGAUCUGGCAUGUGACCUGCUCUGGCAGGAAGGCUCCAGUCUGCCUCCCGCACUGGGCCAGCUCUGCCCCACCCCGGUGCACCCUGGGCGGGCAGGGAGUCUACCCAGCCAGCCUGCCUCUGGAGGCCGACGGGUGUUCCUCACCUCCAGCCCCAACGAGGACUUCUUCUGGGCUGUGGGCUCCAUAAAGUUUGUCAUCGAUGCUGGGCUCGGGGAGAGAUACGUGUACAUCCCCCGGACCAGGACGUACUCCGCCAUGGUUCAGCCAAUCAGCAGGGGGGAAGCAGUCAGUCGCAGACAACUCACUGGCCCAACAGGCAAGUGCUUCUGUCUAUACCCCGAGGACCGGCUAUUGCCCGACGAGACACACCCACAUAUCCUGGAGUGUGACAUCACUUCCUCCGUGCUGUUCCUCAAGAGGAUGGAGCUCAGUGGCGUGGGCCCAUGUGACUUCAUCGACCGACCAGAGCCGGAGGGCUUGAUGCAGGCUCUGGAGGAGCUGGACUACCUGGCGGCGCUGGACGAUGACGGAAACUUGUCUGAGAUGGGCAUCAUCAUGUCUGAGUUCCCGCUGGACCCCCAGAUGGCCAAGACCCUCCUUGCCUCCUGCGAGUUCGACUGCGUGGACGAGGUGGUCACCAUCGCUGCCAUGCUCACAGCACCCAGCUGUUUCCGGGCUCCCUCGGUAGGCCUGAGAGCAGAUCCGUCCUGCCGGAGCCUCAUGAAGUUCCAGCACCCGGCGGGAGACCACUUCACCCUCAUCAACGUCUUCAAAGCCUUCCAGCAGAGCCGGCAGGACCCCUACUGCAGGGUAGAGGAGUGGUGUGAGGCCAACCACCUGAGCCUCUCUGCCCUGCGUAGCGCCGACCGCCUCCGGGACGAGCUCAUCCACAUCCUGAGGAGGACGGAGCUUCCCAUCUCCACGGCAACCUUCGGAUGUCGCAGCAACACCCUGAACAUCAAGAGAGCCCUGCUGGCCGGCUUCUUCAUGCAGGUGGCCCAGGAGACAGACGGCUCGGGGAACUACUUGAUCCUGACCAAUAAACACGUGGCCCAGAUACACCCCCUGUCGGGAUACGGAGCCCGGACCCCCAAGCUGGGGCUGCCGCAGUGGGUCCUGUUCCACCACUUCUCCUUCUGGGAGGACAACUGUCUGAGGACCGUCACACGCAUCGCUCCCGAAGAGUUUAUUGAGAUGGUGCCUCAGUACUUCUUCUACAACCUUCCACUAAGUGGGAGCAAGGAGUUUCUCCAAGACCUUCUGAACCACGGUUCUCCUCAUUCUCCAGGGAGGGAAACUGCUUCGUUGGAAGAGGAGCAGCAAGCGGACACACGCUGUGUCGUCCAGUGACUUGUAUCCCCCGCAUAUCCGGAGCACACUUGAGGAACAUCCGAGGUCUGCCUCAACACAAUCAACUUUUAAAUCAGGGCUCAAAACGUUUCUACUUGCCACAGCUUUUUAUGUAAAUGUAGGUCCGACCUGGUUAACUUUUUACCAUUUACAUUUAUUUUAAUAUUUUCUUCUAAAUGAUAAUGUAUUUUAUUGAUUGUCCUUUUUAACUUUAGUAUACAUGGGAUCCCUGCCUAUGUAAUUAAGCACUGACCAAUGUGUUUGAAGGGUGCUUUAGAAAUAUACUUGGCUACAUUACUCCUGAUUUUACAUCAGAGCAAUAAGGUUAUCCCUUAGCUCUGCUGCACCACUCUAUGUAUUUCAAAUAAAUCAGUAUCAUUGCAUUACAUUAUGGUAAAAUUAUAGCAAUGAGCAACUUAAUCACAUUCAUGUCAUAAAAUUCUCAGUUAUUUUGUUUUAUCUCAUAUUUUUAAGAGAGGGAUCCUUUAUUCAGCAUUUGCACUUUACAAUAAAAACCUAAUUGAGCUAAAUUCUGUUUUUUCAUACUAUU